UUCCAAAAAAGUACUCGCAUUUAUUUGAAAAAUGAAUUUCAAGGUGUUUGCCGCUUUUGUCGCCAUUUUUUUGAUGGCUAUUGCUGCAAAAGCUUUUGCCGCUUCAUCAGUUGAAGGGAACACUGACAGUUUGAAUGCAGCCAAAAGUCAACGUGAAAGUCCACUUGUUCAACCACGCAUCACUUGUGACAUCCUCGGCUCUGAUGCUUGGUGUGCAGUACAUUGCAUUGGCAAAGGUUUUCGAGGCGGAUAUUGCAAUAAACAAAAAGUAUGCGUAUGCCGUCGCUAAUUGAAUUGAUUCGGAUUCGUAGUCAUUCUUUGAUAUGUUAUUAAAAUCAAACUAUGAGCUAUUUUCCAAAAUCACUUUUUUAUUGGAUAAUAAUUUUUUUUGUGAAAGUUUUUCUAAAUGAAUGGAAA
Molecule: messenger RNA, 417 nt
Organism: Sitodiplosis mosellana (orange wheat blossom midge)
Lineage: Eukaryota; Metazoa; Arthropoda; Insecta; Diptera; Cecidomyiidae
Product: U-Asilidin(12)-Dg3a-like
Exons: 2
Coding region: 32-289 (85 amino acids)
Biological process (GO): humoral immune response; defense response to bacterium
Source: RefSeq, a predicted model, not a curated record